Molecule: messenger RNA, 201 nt
Organism: Saprolegnia parasitica CBS 223.65
Lineage: Eukaryota; Oomycota; Saprolegniomycetes; Saprolegniales; Saprolegniaceae
Exons: 2
Coding region: 1-201 (66 amino acids)
Source: RefSeq, a predicted model, not a curated record
AUGGUCAAGGUGCCUGUCGCCGACGCGGCCACCACCGCGCCUGUCUCGGGCGCGACAGAUGAUGCUGCCGCGAAGACAGCGCGCGGUCUCGUCGUGGACGCGGCUUUGAUGCGAGCUGUAUUGCUCAAGGCAGCGGAGCUUGGAUUUGUCCAAGAGUUGCCGACGAUCAUCCAGGCUCCACCGACGGGAGCCACCAUUUAG